Molecule: messenger RNA, 801 nt
Organism: Clonostachys rhizophaga
Lineage: Eukaryota; Fungi; Ascomycota; Sordariomycetes; Hypocreales; Bionectriaceae
Source: the annotation of a GenBank genome assembly
AUGCCUGAAAAUCAAGUCUCUAGCUCCAGUGCCUUACCGGGUGGUUCCAAGGCCUCGGCGGUCUCCUCGUCGAAAUGGGACCCCGUCGCGAAUAAGAUCAUGCCUGCAAGUCGAGUCUCUAGCUCCAGUACCUUGGUUGAUGUUGCUUCCAAGGCCUCGGGAGCCUCGUCGAAAAUGCCUGCAAGUCUAAUCCCUAGCUCGAGUACCAUGUCGGUCGAUGUUGUGUCCAGAGCCUGGUGGUCGGAAUGGGACCCCGGCAAUCGAUGGGGCACUCGGAACAAGUACAAGCUUGCGGCCCAACCACAAGAAGGGUAUUGCUUCCCAGAGUAUUUGGGGCAUGAUGCUGAUUAUGGUCCAUACCGACUAGGUGCUGUCUUCUCCAACCCUGACAACCUGGACACAAUCCUGUUUGUCCCAAAGGCCGUGCCGGACGGGUGCCAUGUUUCUGUUUCUGGUCCGGACGUGUUAUCAGAAAGCGAUGAAAAAUUCCCACCGCCUCCAUCCCCCGGCCCCGUUGCUACUCGAGAGUUCCGUUUCCAGCGGCUCGAAAACCGCCUGGUCAGUCUGACACCGGGCGACUUGAAGCGCAUAGCUGAACACCCACCUGUCAAAAAGAUACUCGACCGGCUCCUCGGCAGCCGCAGCGUUUACGUCAUUACGGGCUUGAAGAUUGUCGACGGCUUGGAGGUAUCGGAUGGUGAAUUUUACCGGAAAUUUGAAGGUCGCGUCAUCUUCAGCUACCAGAUGCACAAGGUCCACGGAACUUUUAAACUCAGAAAAGUGAUUGUGGAGAAGCCUUAG